GGCCAUUCUGUCGCUGUUUUUAAAAUUCCCAGCAUCCGUUAGUCUGGGUCACGGACUGCUCUUCCGCCAUUUUCUGUAGCUUGUGUCGCAAGAGUGGUUGGCGGAGCCAUUGAAGCUAGCUGUUAGAUCUGCUAUUAAGGUCACAUUUGUAAACUCUCAACUUGUCAGUAUCGACGAAAAUAGCACAGUCUUUCUUUUUUUUUUGAAGACACUAAACUGCAUAGGAAGAUGUCCAACGAGCAGGCCGAAAAUACUGCCGAGAAAACAGGCCAGCAGCAGCAGCAGCAACAACAGCAACAGCAGCAGCAGCAGCCGCCGCCGCAGCAGCAGCUUCAGCAGCAAGGUGAAGUGAAUGGGAAAGCCAAGCAUGACUCCAAUUCAAGCAGGAAGGAGAGGCCCCAGAAGAGAGGUGGAGGUGGGCGCUACGAGCCCUAUGGAAAUGCGAACAAAAGAUACCGUGUUUUUGUCAGCAACAUCCCAUAUGAUGUGAAAUGGCAAGCCCUCAAAGACCUGAUGAAAGAAAAAGUGGGUGAGGUAACGUACGUGGAACACUUAAUGGACGCAGAAGGCAAAUCGAGGGGUUGUGCUGUUGUUGAGUUUAGGACUGAAGAGCUAAUGAAGAAAGCAGUGGAGAAGGUAAACAAGCACAACCUCAAUGGACGACCCCUAAAAGUGAAGGAGGACCCUGAUGGUGUGAUUGCUCAGAGGGAAAUCAAUAAGGCUCAAGGUGGAGGCCCUCCAGGAGGCCAUGGCGGAAUGGGGGGAAUGGGAGGGAUGGGUGGAAUGGAUCGCAUGAACAUGGAUCGAAUGGGCCCUGGACCAAAUGGCCCCAUGGUCAACAUUCCUCCCAGCCUGAUGAACAACCCCAACAUCCCCAACGAGAUCAUCCAUGGUCUCCAGGCUGGCAGGAUUGGCAGCACUGUCUUUGUGGCUAAUCUUGACUACAAAGUGGGCUGGAAGAAGCUGAAAGAGGUGUUUAACAUGGCGGGCAUGGUGGUGAGAGCUGAUAUUCUGGAGGACAAGGAUGGGAAAAGCAGAGGCAUGGGCACAGUAACGUUUGAUAUGCCCAUUGAAGCAGUCCAAGCUGUCUCUAUGUUCAAUGGGCAACUGUUGUUCAACAGGGUCAUGCACGUCAAACUGGAUGAGAAGUCCCUGCCCAAAGAUUUUGGACCACCUGACAGAGCUGCUGUUCUUCCUCGUGGUCUGAGUGGUGUUGGUUUGGGCCUGGGGCCUGGUGGCCAGCCCAUUGAUGCUACCCAACUCAACAGAGGAGGCAGUGGAGGAAUGGGCAACAUGGGCCCUGGAGGAAUGGAUGGAAUGGGCUUUGGCAACAUGGGAGGUCGUAUGGGAGGAGGAGGAGGAGGAGGAGGAGGAGGAAUGGACAACUUUGGAGGAAUGAACAACAUGGAUCGUUUUGGUUCUUCAGGGAUGGGCAGAAUGAACGGAAACUCCCUCGGUAUGGACCGCAUGAGCUCUGGAAUGGACCGGCUGGGAGCCAGCAUGGACCGCAUGACAGGGAUGGAUCGGAUGGGUAUGGACAGGAUGGACCGCGUGUCUGACCUGGACAGGCUUGGUUCUGGGUUUGACCGGAUGGGCUCAGGGAUGGACCGGCUGGGGCCCAGUAUGGACAGGCUAGGACCUGGCCUGGACCGUAUGAGCUCCAGCAUGGACCGCCUCGGCCCAGCUGGGUUUGAUCGCUUAGGCCCGUCUGGUUUGGAUCGCAUGGGUUCUGGCCUGGACUUUGGCUCCCCAAUGAAUAUGGAUCGCAUGGGCAACACUGGGAUUGACAGAAUGUCCAGCAGCUUUGACCGCAUGGGCUCCGCUGGAGGACUUGACCGCUUCCCCUCGGGUGGCCUCGACCGCAUGAGCUCUGGCAUGGACCGGAUGGGAUCUGGAGGUGUUGGUGGCCAGUUUGAUCGCUCUGCUGACCUUGAUCGAGGAUUUGGGGGAAAUUCCUUCGGAGGAGCUGGAACUGGAGGGCCUGGAACCGGGGGAGGAAAUGUCAGGAAGGGAUGCCAGAUCUUUGUCAGAAAUCUGCCAUUUGACUUCACCUGGAAAAUGCUGAAGGAUACCUUCAAUACAUGUGGCAUGGUCCAGUAUGCUGACAUUAAGAUGGAGAACGGCAAGUCCAAGGGCUGUGGUGUGGUCCGCUUUGACAACCCUGAAACUGCUGAGCGCGCCUGCCGGACAAUGAACGGCUACCGGCUGAAUGGAAGAGAGAUUGAUGUUAGGAUUGAUAGGAAUGCAUAAGUUAUUUGUGUUACAUCUGACAUUUAAUUUAGUCCCUGUCCUAAACCUCUAGAUCAUCUGAAUUGCUCUUCAAUUUAUUCAUAUAUAUAUAUACAUACACACACACACACACACACACGGUUUGUUAGAUAUUUGUAACAGUGCAAAUGUUAUUUUAGUUAGUAAUUUGUAACAGUGGAAGUGUUUUAGUUAAAUUUUACUUUUUUUGAGACCAAAUUUUAAACUUUUUUUUUUUU
Xiphias gladius (swordfish) is the source of this 2486-nucleotide messenger RNA. RefSeq names its product heterogeneous nuclear ribonucleoprotein M (gene hnrnpm). Gene Ontology annotation, molecular function: mRNA binding. The record is from RefSeq and is a predicted model, not a curated record. The transcript is spliced from 15 exons. Gene Ontology annotation, biological process: alternative mRNA splicing, via spliceosome; regulation of mRNA stability involved in response to oxidative stress. Gene Ontology annotation, cellular component: nucleus; post-mRNA release spliceosomal complex; cytoplasm. NCBI's taxonomy places the organism in Eukaryota, Metazoa, Chordata, Actinopteri, Istiophoriformes, Xiphiidae. Bases 229 to 2250 code for a protein of 673 amino acids.